AUUUCCGAGAGCCACAAGCUGAUGCAAGUCCUCAUGGGAACAUGCGAGAUAACCAAGUAGCAAAAGGCACUGGCAGAGUCCAAGCGAGAGCAGUGCAGCCACAGCCAGGGCAGCAUGGCAGGGCUCCACGUCCGCUCCGUUCUGGUGACUGGGGCCAACCGAGGCAUCGGCCUGGGGUUUGUCCAGCAUUUCCUGAGGAUGCCAAACCCACCUCAGUGGAUCUUUGCAGGCUGUCGGGACCCCAAGGGACAGCGAGCACAGGAGUUACAGAAUUUGGCCUCCAAGCACCCCAACAUCAUCAUCAUCCCGCUCGAAGUCUCUGACCCCGCCAGCAUCAAGGCAGCUGCAGCCAAGGUUGGGGAGCGCCUGGGGGACUCUGGACUCACCCUCCUCAUCAACAAUGCUGGAAUUUUGAAGCCAAGCCUCCUUGAUAAUGAGACGCUGCAGGACAUGACGGAGACUUACACCACCAACACGGUUGGACCCCUGCUGAUGGGCCAGGCAUUUCAACCCCUGCUGAAGAAGGCUGCCCAGGGGAGCCCAGGCUCAGGGCUGAGCUGCAGCAAGGCUGCCAUCGUCAACCUGUCCAGCAUUGGCGGCUCCAUUGCUUCUUUCUUUGGUUGGGAGUUGGUACAAGGUGUCUCGUACCGCUGCAGCAAGGCUGCUCUGAACAUGCUGAGCAAGUGCCAGUCCCUGGCGUACAAGGAGCACGGCAUCCUCUGCGUCGCUCUCCACCCCGGCUGGGUACAAACUGACAUGGGCAGAUCUGGCGGAGAUGCGCCCCCUGUGACAGUGGAUGACAGCGUGCAAGGGAUGCUGAAGGUCCUCUCCUCCCUCUCUGAGAAAAACACGGGCGCCUACCUGGACUGGGAAGGGAAUGUCAUCCCGUGGUGAGACACCACUUCAGGAUCCUGGAAGCCAAGAGGUCCCUUUGGCAUGGCUCCCACCUCCCCCACAUUCUCAAUAAACUCUUGCUGAGACCCCCA
Haemorhous mexicanus (house finch) is the source of this 986-nucleotide messenger RNA. RefSeq names its product C-signal-like. The transcript is spliced from 6 exons. Bases 115 to 894 code for a protein of 259 amino acids. The record is from RefSeq and is a predicted model, not a curated record. Lineage: Eukaryota; Metazoa; Chordata; Aves; Passeriformes; Fringillidae.